GUGGGUGCAGCAACCUGGCGGCGAGCGGCGAGCGCAGCAAAGCGCAGCCAGAGCAGCCACCGCGCGCGGCCCCGUCGUGUAGCUCGAGUCGUACCUGCGCGCGGCCACCCCGCGGAGAUCCACACCGCGCCGGGCGACGACAUGUGACGCGACAAGUGUAGUGACACGUGAAGUGACGCGUGGAGUGACAAGUUCAGUGACUAGAGUGACUUGAGUGUGACUUGAGUGAACUAUGGAGCCGCAGCAGCCCACCUCGAUCCUCAAGGCGACGGACUACGGCCACCAGAACCAGACGCCCCCGGGCGACGAGCCGCCCCCCAACCUGCCCCCGAGGAAGGCCUCCCGGCCGCGCCUGCAGCUGCCCGCCCUCAAGAUCCCCAGCAGGCCCACCAUGGCGCCGCCCACCGCGGGCACGGCCACCACGGCGGGCACCGUGACCUGGGGGCCGGCCCACCACGGCGUCGGCCACCACGGGCACGCCUACCUCGGCCAGCCCUACUACCCCAACAUGCCCAUGACCCCCACGUCCGGCGUGGCGUCCGGCCUCAUGGCCGGCCCCACCGGGGUGCCCAUCGGCAUGGCCGGCGCCCUGGGCCGCUUCAACGUGUACCCCACCAAGGCCUCCGAGUUCAUGUUCAAGCAGUUCGCCGGCUUCAAGGACUUCACCAUGAACACGGCCAAGAUCGGGCUGAGCCACGGCGAGAAGACGGCCUUCUGGCUGCACGGCAAGGUGUCCAGCUGGAGCAGGCGCUGGUUCACGCACAUCUUCCUCUUCCUCGUCGUGUUCGCCUACAGCCUGCUGGGCGCGCUGCUCUUCGUGGCCAUCGAGGGCACCAAUGAGGAGCGGUACCGGGUCAAGAUCCACGACGAGCGGGAGGCCUACCUCAAGACCAUGUACUCCAUGGCCAGGAACACGGCCAUGGUGGAGAACGAGGACGCGUGGACGACGGAGGCGGACCACGAGCUGGAGAAGUUCGUUCAGGAACUGCGGGCGCACUUCAAGAACGGCGAGGACAACCAGAAGGAGAAGGUGUGGACGCUGUGGAACGCCGUGUUCUACUGCGGCACCAUCUACACCACCAUAGGGUACGGCCACAUCUCUCCGUCCACCACCACGGGCCGGGCCGUCACCAUCAUCUACGCCAUCAUCGGCAUCCCCAUGUUCCUCAUCCUGCUGGCCGACUUCGGCAAGCUCUUCACGAGGGGCAUCAAGUUCGUGUGGUCGUUCGUGCGCCGGCUGUACUACACGGGCUCCUGCAGGCAGGUGCGCCGGACGCAGCCCGUGCAGUCAGCUUUAGGAUUUAUCUGCUCAGAGAUCAUGAAGGGCGCCCAGAUAGUGUACGACCUGGCCACCUUCCGCCGGCCCAGCAUGUUCCCGCAGGGCGAGCCCCCCGAGGACGUCGAGGGCGCGGAGACGCCGCUGCGCCACGACCAGCCCACCUUCAGGAGAGACGCGCCAGACUCCAGCGAGCCCCCGGCCACGCCGGCGCCGAGCGCCUUCGAGGUGGACGACGAGUUCAACCUGCCCAUCUCCGUGGCCAUCGUCAUCCUGCUGCUCUACAUGUUCGUGGGCGCGUCCAUCUACUACAUCUGGGAGAGCUGGGGCUUCUUCGAGUCCUUCUACUUCGUCUUCAUCUCCAUGUCCACGAUCGGGUUUGGCGACUUCGUGCCCAAGCACCCCAUGUACAUGAUGGCGUCCAUCGUCUACUUGGUGUUCGGCCUGGCGCUCACCUCCAUGUGCAUCAACGUCGUGCAGGAGAAACUGUCGGACUCGUUCCGACAGGCGAGCGCCAAGAUCGGGGCCACCAUCGGGCUGCGCAUAGCGGAGCAGGAGGAGGGCUCGACAAACCCGCCGACCCCCGGCAACGGCCAGGUGCAGGACGACGAGCACCACGCAGGGCAGGGCGGCCAAGAGGGCAGCCCCUACUCGAUGCACAACGGCGCCAGAGAGGUGCCUUCAUGAGUCAUCUCGAGCCAUCAUUUCUUGAAGACUUAUUGACGCCACCGACGGCCGCCUGUCUAUGAACACACGCCAUUGUCAUUCAUAUUCAUCACCUUUCAUGAGCAAGUGCUGUUUUUUUUUUUCUUUCAGAAUCAUCAUUUGCCUUCGGUACAAAACUUUUAGCAGUUUUCUCCUAGUGUAUGUGUUAGAAUAUAUGUGAGCUGUGAGAAUUGUGCCAUAUGAGUAAAGUGUGAUUCGUGCAUUUCAUCAAUUUUCAUACUUUUAUAUGUCAUGUAUCAUUUAAAAAUAAAAUCUGUCCAAAAUCAGGAUGUAUUUGGGCGACUGACGUAAUGAAUUUACGAUGUCUAAAUCAGACCAUAGCCAAAGAUAAUCCUAUUCUAUUUUUGAUUUGGGAAGACUGGUUCUUCUCCAAAUUGGAGACAUUUGAUAUUUCUAGUCAUUGAUUUAUAAUUUUAAUUAUAUUAUUUUAGGAGGUUCAACAAGGACUGUGCUGUGCAUAUCAAAGAGAGAAUGUAAAUGUUGUUAUUCAACAUUCGCCAUCAACAAUCACAAUGUAAAAAUUGUUGUCAGAUGUUGAAUGAAAAUUAAGAUUAAAUAAAUUUGUUUGUGAUGUCUUUUGAUUUGUAAUUUUAUGAGAAAUGUAUAUAUUUUUUCUCCUUGAGUGUUAAGAUGUUUUACUUGUGCACAAAAUAAAAUUUGCAGAUAAGAUUUUAAAA
Messenger RNA from Thrips palmi, 2679 nucleotides. RefSeq names its product potassium channel subfamily K member 9. The record is from RefSeq and is a predicted model, not a curated record. Gene Ontology annotation, molecular function: potassium ion leak channel activity. Lineage: Eukaryota; Metazoa; Arthropoda; Insecta; Thysanoptera; Thripidae. Gene Ontology annotation, cellular component: membrane. The coding region runs from base 233 to 1963 and encodes 576 amino acids. Gene Ontology annotation, biological process: potassium ion transmembrane transport; stabilization of membrane potential. The transcript is spliced from 10 exons.